This is a messenger RNA of Dicrocoelium dendriticum, 1518 nucleotides long. NCBI's taxonomy places the organism in Eukaryota, Metazoa, Platyhelminthes, Trematoda, Plagiorchiida, Dicrocoeliidae. The record is from the annotation of a GenBank genome assembly.
AUGGUGGAAGCCGGUGUUCAGUCACUUAAUAUACUUCAUUUUAAUGAUGUUUAUAAUGUGGAAGGACAAAAUGUCGAACCAGUUGCAGGUGCGGCGCGGUUCCGUACUGCAUUGAUGGCGCAUGGAGCCGGUGAAGAUAGCUGCAUUGUGCUAUUCUCCGGCGAUGCUCUCAGUCCCUCCAUUAUCAGUAACAUUACGCAAGGGAAGCACAUGCCAACUAUCUUGAAUGAUUUGUUCAUCGACUGUGCUGUUGUGGGGAACCAUGAUUUGGACUUCGGCCUGGACAUACUGUGUGAAUGUAUAGAAUCGUCACAGUUUCCUUGGUUGGAUACAAAUGUGAUGGACCGCGACACAAAUCAACCCCUGCUCGACACAAAAGCCUACCACAUAAUAGAACGCGGCGGGGUGCGCAUUGGAAUAAUCGGCUUGUUGGAAGAGGAGUGGAUAGCCACACUCUCAUGCGUGGAUACUACUGGUUUGAUCGUGCUCGAUAUGUGCAAAGUCGGACAAGAAUGGGCAAAACGAUUGAAGAAAUCCGGUCCGUAUGAGUGCGACAUAGUAGUUGCGCUAACGCACAUGCGAUGGCCGAACGACAGAAAGUUGGCCGAAAAGGUUCCAGAAAUAGACCUGAUUCUUGGAGGUCACGACCAUGACUACCAUGUGGAGUGGUUGGACAAACCCAGCCAGGAGUGUCACACGAGAGCAAUCAUCAAGAGUGGCAGCGACUUUCGCACUUUUUCGAAGAUUUCUCUAAAUAUUGACACUACGCAAAAAUGUAUUGCUGUGGUGACAUUAGAAGAAGUCACAGUGGAUAGUCGUUGGAAGCCAGACGGACAAGUAACGAACUACAUCACGUCGUUGACCAAGAAUAUGGAAAAAAAGCUGGAUGCUUCCUUGGGUCGAUUAGAAGUUCCUCUGGAUUGCCGUUUCUCUUCCGUUCGCACCAAGGAGACCAAUCUAGGAAAUUUUCUCUGCGAUAUCACUUUGACGGCAGUGGAUGCCGACAUGACCAUUAUUAACUCGGGUGUUUUUCGUGCGGACCGCAUUAUACCUGCCGGAGAUUUUCUUCUGAGAGACCUGGUCAGUAUACUUCCAAUACUUGAUACACUCGUGCUGUUGGAAGCGACAGGAAAACAAGUGCUGGAAGUCUUGGAGAAUGGUGUAUCUCAAUAUCCUAAACCAGAAGGUCGAUUCCCUUCUGUAUCUGGCAUCAGAUUCUGCUUCGACCCAACUCAACCUUCCGGCAGUCGAGUGCCUUUAUCGAAGGUUAUCGUUCAAGGCCAACCACUGCAGUUAGGCCGGAAGUACCGUUUAUGUGUUAAAGCAUAUAUGGCACAUGGUAAAGACGGGUACAGUGUCCUCAAAGAGUGUCCGGUUAUUGUGGAUGAGGAGAAUGGAACGUGUCUCAGUACGCUGGUGCAGAACUACUUCCGCGCUAUCCUGGUAUGUGAAGAACCAUUGGCAUGCCAUCUCUAUACUACGCUUGUCGGUAUUUUCAUUUUGAAUGUGGUUAUUUAA